AUGAAGGGAUUUAGUUUAUUAUUGGCUGUUGUCCUACAGUUAUCUUUCGCUUUAUCUCAAACCGUCACUCGAAAUACUGUCGAGUAUGGUACAUUUGCUCUUGACAUCGGUGAUGUUGAUAUAAACCCUGAUGUUUAUUUAUCCCUUAUCAACAACUUAGAUACCUCAAUUACUGGUUCUCUUAAUGUUGGUAAUGGUGGUGGAUUCUACGUCAGUAGUGUUUCCAACUUAAUUGGUUUAAAUGUCGAUAUAACUGGUGGUAACGUGUUGAAUAAUGGGACCGUUUCAUUCAAUUCUAUUGAUUCAAUUCUUCCAAGUACUUAUAUUAUUACCACCCUUUCUAGUUUUGUUAACAAUGGUGACUUUUAUAUGGGUUCCAACGGUGCUAUAGGUUCCGGUACUUUUACAAUUAAUAGUCCUUCUGUUACUAAUAAUGGUUUAAUGGUAUUUUAUCAAACUCAAAAUAAUGGUGGUCAAGUCACUUUGGGUGGUACAGAUUUACUUAAUGGUAUUACUAACAAUGGACAAAUUUGUUUGUAUAAUGAACUUUAUGAACAACAAUCUAGUAUUAAUGGUAAUGGUUGUAUUACUGCUCAAGCAAAUUCUACCGUCUAUAUAGACAAUCCUUUGGCUUCCUUUAGUGGACAAACUUUUUAUUUAGCUGAUUCCGAUUCCAGUAUUAUUGCUUCCCCAUUUAUUGGAAGUAACAUCAUCAAUGUUUCUGGUUUUGGUAAUAGUAAUAUGCUUGCAUUAAAUGUUCCUUUAAAUCCCGCCCUUACGGUUUUGGGAAAGGUUGUAACUCAACCAUACUCAUAUGAUGCAACUACAGGUAUUUUGACACUUUACUCAACUAUUGCAAAUCAAGAGUUCGAUAUUGGUACUGGAUAUGUUGCUGGUGAUUUUUCAGUAACUACCGAUUGGGAUGCCCUUACUGAUUUAGUUGUUGCGCCAUUGAACGCUGUUACUUACGAUGGACCAGUACCAACUCCAGGUCUUCCUGCUGGUUGUGCUUUAUGUUCUACCCUUCCUGCUAUUCCAGGUUUAAACGGAACAGAAUAUACCACUACAGUUACUACUACUGACAACGGUCAAGUUUGUACAGAUGUUGAAGAGGUAUUUGUUACUUCAGAUGCUCUGGGAAAUUACUAUGAUAUAACCACCGUCUUAUCAGCUGCCUGUUCCGCUAGCACUACAUCUUCAAGCUAUUUAGAUACCACUUACACCACCACUUUCACUACUACUGAAUCUGAUGGAUAUGUUGCUACUGAUUCCGUACUUCAUUAUUCCCAACCUCCAGUGAUCCAGAUACCUACUUACACCACCACUUUCACUACUACUGAAUCUGAUGGAUAUGUUGCUACUGAUUCCGGUGUUGUUGUUGUCAGUGCUGGUUCUUCCGGUACAGAAACCAGUACUUCAUUAUUCCCAACCUCCAGUGACCCAGAUACCACUUACACCACCACUUUCACUACUACUGAAUCUGAUGGAUAUGUUGCUACUGAUUCCGGUGUUGUUGUUUGCUGGUUCUUCAGGAACCGUACCUCAACUUCAUUAUUCCCAACUUCAAGUGAUCCAGAUACCACUUAUACCACCACUUUCACUACUACUGAAUCUGAUGGAUAUGUUGCUACUGAUUCCGGUGUUGUUGUUGUCAGUGCUGGUUCUUCCGGUACAGUAACCAGUACUUCAUUAUUCCCAACUUCAAGUGAUCCAGAUACCACUUACACCACCACUUUCACUACUACUGAAUCUGAUGGAUAUGUUGCUACUGAUUCCGGUGUUGUUGUUGUCAGUGCUGGUUCUUCCGGUACAGAAACCAGUACUUCAUUAUUCCCAACUUCAAGUGAUCCAGAUACCACUUACACCACCACUUUCACUACUACUGAAUCUGAUGGAUAUGUUGCUACUGAUUCCGGUGUUGUUGUUGUCAGUGCUGGUUCUUCCGGUACAGAAACCAGUACUUCAUUAUUCCCAACUUCAAGUGAUCCAGAUACCACUUACACCACCACUUUCACUACUACUGAAUCUGAUGGAUAUGUUGCUACUGAUUCUGGUGUUGUUGUUGUCAGUGCUGGUUCUUCCGGUACAGAAACCAGUACUUCAUUAUUCCCAACUUCAAGUGAUCCAGAUACCACUUACACCACCACUUUCACUACUACUGAAUCUGAUGGAUAUGUUGCUACUGAUUCUGGUGUUGUUGUUGUCAGUGCUGGUUCUUCCGGUACAGAAACCAGUACUUCAUUAUUCCCAACUUCAAGUGAUCCAGAUACUACUUACACCACCACUUUCACUACUACUGAAUCUGAUGGAUAUGUUGCUACUGAUUCCGGUGUUGUUGUUGUCAGUGCUGGUUCUUCAGGAACCGUUACCUCAACUUCAUUAUUCCCAACUUCAAGUGAGGUUGCAACUUCAUCAUCUAGUACGUCGACAAUUGAUUUAAGAGUUUCAUCUAGUAGUUCUUUGUUAUUUUCAUCCAGUCUCUAUUUCAACAGUUCAAGUUCUUCUAUUGAUAGUCUCACUGAAUAUAGUACUACAUUAGGUACAACUGAUUCUAGCGGGGUUGUUGAAAGUGAAACUGGAGUGGUCAUCGUGACUACUAACUCCCAAGGUAGUAUUUAUACAACCACUUCAAUUAUUAGUGGUUCUACUAGUUUGGCUGCCGCUUCUACUGAUUUUACCUCAUCUAGUACUGAUCUUGAAACAGAAUACACUACGACAUUUACUACCACUGAAUCAGAUGGAUCUGUUGAUACUGAUACUGGAGUUGUUAUCGUUACUACCAACUCUGAUGGAAGUUUAUACACCACUACUUCAAUUAUUUCAGCCUCUUCUGCCGCUAUUACAGUUUGUCGUAGAGAUGGAACAGGUUGUGGUACAUUUACGGAAUACACUACCACAUUUACAACCACUGAAUCUGAUGGAACUGUUGAGACCGAUACUGGUAUUGUUAUUGUUACUACUAAUUCAGAAGGUAGUUUCUAUACCACCACCUCCAUUCUUACUGAAACUGAAUACACUACUACAUUCACUACUACUGAAUCAAAUGGAUCUGUUGAAACUGAAACUGGUAUUGUUAUCAUUACUACUAAUUCAGAAGGAAGUUUAUACACUACUACAUCAUUAUUCAGCAGCGGUGUUAUUUCCGUUUAUACUACUACCAUUAUUACAACUGAUACCGUUGGAGUUCCAUGUACAGAAACUGGUGUUGUUGUUGUUGGUACUAACACUGAAGGUAGUACAUACACUACUACUUCAAUUGUUACUGAAACUGUAACUGAACCAUGCAGUCAAUAUGAAACUACAUUUGUCAGUACCCUUCCAAAUGGAGCAGUUACUACCGAGACUGCAGAAAUUAUUGUUUCUACUGAUACCGAAGGAAGUAUUUAUACCACUACUUCAUUAUUAGGUGGACAAGUAGUUUACACUACUACUGUCGUUACCACCGAUACUGUUGGAGUUCCAUGUACUGAAACUGCUGCUGUUAUCGUUUCAAGUUCAGAAGGUGUAUUAUACACUACUACAUCUAUAAUUGGAGUUGAAACUGUCACUCCUACUACUGCAGAAGUUGAACCAGCCACCACAACUGCCGAAGUUGCUGCUGAAUCAACAACUGAAGUUCCUACUUCUGCAGCUGUUACUACUCCUGCUACAAUUAUUUCAGUUCCAUCCUCUUCACCAACUGUACCACCAGCUUAUGAAGGUUCCGCCUCAAGCAAACAAAUUAAUAGAUUUAUGUUGGUUGUUCCUGUUAUCUUGAUGACAUUGGUUUUGGUUUAA
Molecule: messenger RNA, 3777 nt
Organism: Scheffersomyces coipomensis
Lineage: Eukaryota; Fungi; Ascomycota; Pichiomycetes; Serinales; Debaryomycetaceae
Product: Hyphally regulated cell wall protein N-terminal-domain-containing protein
Exons: 3
Coding region: 1-3777 (1258 amino acids)
Source: RefSeq, a predicted model, not a curated record